AUGUCCGAGCGCCACUCGGACAGCCCCCGCCGCGACAAGCUUCAGGCAGUGCCAAGGGGGUCACGCUGUGUGUGUCGCCAGCUCCUCCCGAGGAAGCAGGUUCGGGGGUCGAGGAGGUCUUCGUGGACGAGUGUCUGCCCCGACGAGGGCGGUCUCCGAGCGGCAGCAGCUCCCAUCUCGGGGCCCACGCGGCGGUUGGGGGAGCUUCUGGGCAGCUUGGCGGGCGUCCUGAGGAGCUCGCCCCGUGGAGGCUCGGGAGGGCCUUCUCCGGACGUCAGCACAUGCGGCGACGCCGAGCUGCUGGCACCACGUGAGCGGGGGCUCGUCGAUGCGAUGCCGUGGCUGGGAAAGCACACCAGGAGACCAGGCCCCCCCCUCUGGCACCGCCUGGCAGCCGUCCUCCGCCGUGGUGCCGCAGCCCUGGCCGACGCUCGCCGCGGUGCCCGCGGGGGCGCCCGCGGCCUUCGGCCCCUGGCCGGCUGCGGGUGGCGUCGCGUGCGCGCCGCUGGAGGUGCAACGGCUGCAGGAGAGCGGCUGCAGCAGUCGGAGCUGAGGGCAGCGGAGGCGAGGGUCGGCGAGCUCUGCGCCAAGAUGGAGCUGCACCAGCUCAGGAGCGCCGCCCGGGGCGAGGCCUUCGCCAGGGAGGCCCGGGAGCUGCGGUGA
This is a messenger RNA of Prorocentrum cordatum, 663 nucleotides long. NCBI's taxonomy places the organism in Eukaryota, Dinophyceae, Prorocentrales, Prorocentraceae. The record is from the annotation of a GenBank genome assembly.